AAGUGAUCGAUUGUCCCAGGAGUUUAGCCACUCAGUUCCAGCACCACAACCUGUAUCUGGCUCCUCGAUAUCUAUACUCGAGUCAAGGCUCGCAUUGCCAUUGGCAACAAUAACAACAAAUCUUGAACAACACACUUUUCGCCUUGAUAAGCAAGGCCUCGUUACCCUAGCCAAACACGUACACCCAUCCCGCCCAAGCAAAUACUCGCACGCUAGACACAAUGGUGUACAGUCUCAUGAUCUUUGCGCCCCGUAAGGCUGGCAUCACCCAUGCCGAAUUCAAAACCCGCUACGAGCAGCACAUGCUCAUGGUGGCUGAGCUGUGUGGCGAUGCGGCCCCCCUCUCGCACACGAGGUGGUACCCCCAGCACGCCGGAGUGGACGACAAGCCGGUCCUGCUGGCUGGAAAUGCCGAAGAUAUGUACUACGACACCAUCGCGACCAUGGUCUUCGAGGACGAGGCUGCCUGGGGCAGGUUUUGCGGUGCCUUAGGGACGGAGGAGGCUAAGGCCAAGAUCGAGGCAGACGAGGCAGGAUUUUGGGAUCGAAGCAGGAUGAAGGUCGUGGUCAUUGACGAUGUCAAGGAAUGGAAGAAGUAAGGCGACGCGCCGUGCCUUUGGAAAUCAUCCAGUGUGAGAGGGUUUGGGAAGAACGAUUCCGGUCUUUUGUAUCCUUCGCAUUUGGCCGGGUUAGGGCGAGGAGAGGGAGGAUGACCCCGUAACUUUGAGCAUAUUUCAUUCCUUAUUUGCCCCAUUGCACGUUGGAACUGCCACAUCGGCCCCUUGGUUCUUUUCCUAGUCAUCGGGCCGUUACAACAUUCUUUUCUUGGUCAUCAGCUCAACCGCUACUGGGCGCGUAAGCUUCUACGACGACCGCAGAUAUAUCCACAUCUUUGAUGCUCACUCGGCCAUUACUUAGUGAAGUCUCAUUUCAUCAAAAACGUAGCUAUUCGUUUUUGUUAAUAUAUUUCUUAUAGGCUGG
Messenger RNA from Ilyonectria robusta, 981 nucleotides. RefSeq lists its product as uncharacterized. The record is from RefSeq and is a predicted model, not a curated record. The coding region runs from base 222 to 599 and encodes 125 amino acids. The transcript has a single exon. NCBI's taxonomy places the organism in Eukaryota, Fungi, Ascomycota, Sordariomycetes, Hypocreales, Nectriaceae. Gene Ontology annotation, molecular function: oxidoreductase activity.